Molecule: messenger RNA, 1350 nt
Organism: Sclerotinia sclerotiorum 1980 UF-70
Lineage: Eukaryota; Fungi; Ascomycota; Leotiomycetes; Helotiales; Sclerotiniaceae
Exons: 5
Coding region: 1-1350 (449 amino acids)
Biological process (GO): mRNA cis splicing, via spliceosome
Cellular component (GO): precatalytic spliceosome
Molecular function (GO): RNA binding
Source: RefSeq, a predicted model, not a curated record
AUGUCGAAUCCUCCCAAUGUGCCUCCUGCACGAAAUGGGCUUUCUCUCUAUGCGAACUUGUUAGAUCCGUCACCGAGUGAUACACCCGGCUCCAUUACAAAAGGACCAGUCGUUUUCAAAACUGGCGCAGCUUCCGCGGAAGAUGAAGCUUCAACUAAGAAACCCCAGAUUGAUGCUGCUUCUAAGAGCACUUUGGCUGAUUGGGCUGCUGACGACGAUGAUGUUAAUGGGUUUUACGUUGGCGAGAAGAGGCAAAGAGGUGGUAGGAAACGAAGAAAGAAGAACAGGGAAGAGCAAGCUGUAGCACAAGAUUGGGACGAUAUCUAUGACCCCUCGCGGCCAAAUAACUAUGAGGAAUACAAGAACAGUGAUGAGAAGGUUCGGGAAGUACGAGAGUGGAAGGAUAGACUAUAUGCUCAUAGAAUGGCGCGAAAGACAUCGAGUGAUAGUGAUGAUGAGGAGCUAUAUCGCCCAAAGAUUGGCAACCAAUUCGCUCCACCUCCAAAUUAUUCGUUUGCUCCUCCGCCAAUCGAUUCUCCCCCCAAGAAACGUUCCAAGUCGCCAGAAAGUGACUCUUAUAGUCCCACUAUUGGAGCACAAUCUAAUACAGUCCGUCUACCUCCCGAAGAUCAACCCUUACCUCCACCGGCACCACUAUUACCUGGAGCCAUUUCCAGAGCACCGGUGCGGUAUAACUUACCACCGGCGCCAAGUGAACUUCCGGCUUCAGAAGCAGAAUUAGAUAGAGCGCUUGCCGAUGAACGAGAUGGUGAAGAUGAAGCAGAACCAGAUGAAGAUGCACCAAAAUCACUUCGCCCAGGCCAGAAAGGUUUUGCAGAACGUCUAAUGUCUAAAUAUGGUUGGAGUAAAGGAUCGGGACUCGGUGCAGAUGGCUCCGGUAUGAUUACACCUCUGCAAGUCAAACUUGACAAGCGCAAAAAGAAGUCUGAUGCCGAAGGUGGUGGGUUCCGGGAUUCGGGAGGAAGAGGAAAGAUCAUUGGGGGAAAGAAAAUUGUUAAGGAGGAAGAAACAGGCAGAUUUGGACCAAUGUCCGAAGUUAUAGUACUGCGUGGAAUGGUAGACAACAUGGAUCUAGAUGAGGAAGUAGAAGGUUCAGGGGAUGGGGGCAUAAUGCAGGAAAUUGGGGAUGAAUGUGGUGAAAAGUAUGGAAGAGUUGAACGAGUGUACAUCGAUAGGCAAAGUGCUCCAGCAAAGGUCUUCGUCAAAUUUACUAAUCAGUUAUCGGCGCUGAGGGCUGUGAACGCACUUGAGGGGCGUAUAUUCAAUGGGAAUACCAUAUCAGCUUUGUUUUAUAAUACGGAAACUUUUGAGAAUGGUGUCUAUGAGUAG